AUGCCAAACACAUCUGCUGGUAUGGUGAUCGGCAAAUCUGGUGCUAAUAUCAAGGAUAUCCGUGAGACAUAUGGUUGUCAGAUUCAGGUGUUUCCUAAAGCGGGCUCACCUGAAGCACAGAACUCGCUAGAGCGAAUUGUUACACUGGCGCAUGAGGAUCACGCGCAAUUAAUCCAAGCCACUUGCCGUGUGCUAGAAAGAGUUGUUGCGGAUCCUCAUCAUGGCAGCGAAAUCAGUAAAGAAGAUUAUGGUGCAAAAGGAGGACCACUGCUGUCUUUCCUCGACAAUCUUCAGUCAACUCUUCGCUCGUCUGGCUUCAAUGAAGCCAGCGUUGCAGAAGUAAUGCAGGCUAUGCAGGUUCUCGCCAAGUACAAUAUUAUGGGCCUUGGUCUCGGUCUGGGCGUGGCAGCAAUGGCACAAAUGCGGUCUGCUCAAGAAACGACCCCGCAGACUAAUCACGGUGUUGCUGGAUUCGGUGAUCAGAGUGGACAUAUUGGUGGUGGAGAUGUGCCUACCUCUGUCAAUCUGCUACUGGUGGAUGUGUUGAGGAGUCAGUCAGGAGCUGCAGCAAAUGGCGAGAAUUUUGCAGCGUCCGUGAUGGUCGAACGUAACAUUACCAGCGAUUCAGUUGAGCUAGAGGUUCCGGACAGUGUUGUUGGGGCAGUGUUGGGUCCAAAGGCGAAAACACUGCAGGAAAUUCAGUUCUAUAGCGGAUGUAAAGUACAAGUGUUCAAGAGGGAUGCGAAGGCAGAUGUACCAGCUGGAACAAGGCUUAUCAGUUUGACUGGCGAUGAAAAAAAUAUGCGUAUGUGCAGAUUGAUGAUAGAACGUGUGGUCAAUGAAGCACAGGAGCGCAGGGUGGGGAAACGAGAAAUCUAG
This is a messenger RNA of Cooperia oncophora, 879 nucleotides long. NCBI's taxonomy places the organism in Eukaryota, Metazoa, Nematoda, Chromadorea, Rhabditida, Trichostrongylidae. The record is from the annotation of a GenBank genome assembly.